GUCCCUCUUCAGGACCAUGUUAUAUUCUCACAUCUCAAACGAUUAAACCCACCAAAUCAAAUUACCAACUGCCCAGUGCAGUGGCGCCAUAGCUAAACCCUAAAACCCUUGCAAUUUUCUGGGCAGAAAGAGUGAUUAUAUUCUUCAAUUCCCUCAACAAAGCCAAUCACCUCGACGAACUUGCCCUACUUUGGAAGCAAUUGGAUUCGACUGAUUGUAAUUCGUAAUCAACUUGAAUAAUUUUGCAUUUCCAAAAUGUUGCAGAGCAAGUCUUUCGUGAAGAAGACGAAGGGAGGCAAAGUUGUCAAGGUUGUUCGAGAACACUAUUUAAGAGAUGAUAUUUACUGUGGUGCUUCAAUUUGUAAAACUUGUGAUUCUUCAGUUGCUCGGUUGAGCUCUGAUGCUUCCACUAUUAUCAUUGUUGAUACAAAUGUUGUUCUUAAUCAGAUUGAUUUGCUUGAGAAUUCAGCAAUUGAUGAAGUGGUGGUGUUGUCUGUGGUGUUGGAGGAGGUUAAGAAUAAGAACCUUUCUGUUUACAACAGGCUUAGAACUCUUUGCAGCAAUUCUCAACGGAAGUUCUUUGUUUUCUCAAAUGAGCAUCACAAGGAGACUUAUGUCAAAGCUAUGGUCAAUGAAAGUCCAAAUGAUCGAAAUGACAGAGCAAUUCGCGUUGCUACUCAAUGGUAUCAGAAGCAUCUGGGCUCAGCAGUGCGAGUCUUAAUGAUUACAAAUGAUAGGGAAAACAAAAGGAAGGCAAAUGAGGAAGGCAUAUCAGCUGAGACAGUUGAGUCAUAUGUCAAAUCACUGGGUCAACCAGCAUUGCUUGAUCUGCUUGCGCGGCCAGCAUCCGAAGACGUGGUGAUGGAUAGUGUUGAAGACUUGAGACCAUCCAAGCGGAAAGUUAUUUACAGUGAGCAUAAACCAAUGUCAGAGAUCACUACUGGUUUACAUCGUGGCAUUUACCAUCAAGGAAAACUCCGUGUGAACCGUUAUAAUCCAUUUGAAGCAUAUGUUGGAAGUGAGAGCAUUGGUGAUGAGAUAGUCAUACAUGGGCGAACAAACAUGAACAGAGCUUUUGAUGGUGAUGUAGUGGCUGUGGAACUUUUCCCUCAAGAUCAGUGGCAUGCAGAGAAGUCCCGAAUAGCAGAUGAAGAGGAUGAAGAAGAUGAAAGUGUGCACCUUGUUCAAAGUAGUGCUGAUGAUGCGCCUAGAAGUACAAAUGUCCAAGGCUCCAGUGCAGAUACAACUCCUAGUCGUCCAUCUGGAUGUGUUGUGGGUGUCAUAAAGCGGAACUGGCACUCUUAUUGUGGAUCUCUAGAGCCAAUGCCUAUGCCUGCUGGUGCUGGUGGGAUUGCUCAUGCUUUAUUUGUUUCAAAGGAUCGUAGAAUACCUAAGAUUCGUAUUCAGACUCGACAGCUUGGAAAUCUUUUAGAUAAGAGAAUUGUUGUGGCUGUUGACUCUUGGGACCGUUUAUCUCGCUAUCCCUCUGGUCACUAUGUACAAACCAUUGGAGAAAUUGGUGAUAGGGAAACUGAAACUGAGGUUGUACUUAUAGAGAACGAUAUAAACUCUCGACCAUUUUCUUCUCAAGUAUUGGCUUGCUUGCCACCGUUACCGUGGUCAGUGUCUGCUGAACAUCUUUCUGAUCCCAACAGAGAGGACUUAAGACAUUUACAAGUUUUUAGUGUUGAUCCUCCAGGUUGCCGGGACAUUGAUGAUGCUCUUCACUGUACACUUCUUCCAAAUGGAAACUUUGCUGUGGGAGUCCACAUAGCUGAUGUAACUAAUUUUGUCCAUCCCGGAACUCCUCUUGAUGAUGAGGCGUCACAGAGAGGGACAUCGGUGUAUCUGGUGGAGCGACGAAUUGACAUGCUUCCAAAACCUUUGACAGAAGAUAUUUGCUCUCUUAGGUCAGAUGUUGAAAGGUUGGCCUUUUCUGUUAUUUGGGAAAUCACACCACAAGCAGAUAUUAUAUCUUCUAGGUUCACAAAAAGCGUUAUCAAGUCAUGUGCAGCAAUGUCUUAUGUUGAGGCUCAAGCCAGGAUGGACGAUAGUCGCCUGGUUGAUCCGCUAACUACUGAUCUAAGAAAUAUGAAUGUUUUAGCAAAGAUAAUGAGGCAAAGGCGUAUUGAUAGAGGAGCCUUGACACUUGCUUCUGCAGAGGUCAAGUUCCAGAUCGAUACUGAGACUCAUGACCCUCUCGAUAUUGGAAUGUAUCAAAUUCGAGAAGCUAACCAAAUGGUUGAGGAGUUUAUGCUUGCUGCCAAUGUUUCAGUUGCAGAAAAAGUAUUGAAACAUUUUCCAUUUUGUUCAAUGUUAAGGCGUCACCCUACUCCAACAAGAGAGAUGCUUGAGCCUCUGCUACGCACUGCUGCUGCUGUUGGCCUUGAUCUGGAUGUCUCAUCAUCAAAGGCACUUGCUGAUUCACUCGACCGGGCAGUGGGUAAUGAUCCUUAUUUCAACAAGCUGAUCCGGAUUCUGGCAACAAGAUGCAUGUCACAGGCAGUAUAUUUCUGCAGUGGAGAUCUCAGCCCUCCAGAGUAUCUUCAUUAUGGUCUUGCUGCACCUUUGUACACUCAUUUUACUUCUCCUAUACGAAGAUAUGCAGAUGUAGUAAUACACAGGUUACUAGCUGCAUCCAUAGGGAUAUCCAAGCUUCCAGCAAUAUUCCAGGAUAGGCCUCAACUUACAAGUAUUGCUGACAAUUUGAACUACCGACAUAGAAAUGCCCAAAUGGCUGGUCGGGCAUCGGUGGAGCUUCAUACACUAAUAUACUUUAGGAAACGGCCCACUGAUACAGAGGCCAGAAUAGUGAAGAUAAGAUCCAAUGGUUUUAUUGUAUUUGUGCCCAAGUAUGGUAUUGAGGGGCCUGUUUAUUUAACUGCAAGAGGUGAUAAUGGGAGCGGAGAAUGGUUGGUGGAUGAGCAGCAUCAGCAGGUUAAAAAAGCAGAUAGUAGCAUUUGUUACAAUGUUCUGCAAAUGGUGAGAAUUCAUAUGGAGGUGGUAGAACCCCAGCCAAACAGGCCUAAGCUUGAACUGACUCUUACUGAAUAAAUCAGAUUUCUCAACCUUCCUGUUGUGAUUUUUUCCCAUUUUAUCCAAGUAUGGCGGGUUUAUUUCAUUCGUGCUGUUAUUAUUUACAAAAUUCAUGUUUGUAAAUAUCGUUGGCAGAAGGCACCCUAAAAGAAUCACUCAACCUUUGGUUCAUAAAGUUGGUAUAGAUUUUUUUUUUUUUUUUUUUUU
Molecule: messenger RNA, 3243 nt
Organism: Spinacia oleracea (spinach)
Lineage: Eukaryota; Viridiplantae; Streptophyta; Magnoliopsida; Caryophyllales; Amaranthaceae
Product: exosome complex exonuclease RRP44 homolog A
Exons: 24
Coding region: 256-3054 (932 amino acids)
Biological process (GO): nuclear mRNA surveillance of mRNA 3'-end processing; rRNA catabolic process
Cellular component (GO): cytoplasmic exosome (RNase complex); nuclear exosome (RNase complex)
Molecular function (GO): endonuclease activity; RNA binding; 3'-5'-RNA exonuclease activity
Source: RefSeq, a predicted model, not a curated record